Nematolebias whitei (Rio pearlfish) is the source of this 2139-nucleotide messenger RNA. RefSeq names its product zinc finger (CCCH type), RNA-binding motif and serine/arginine rich 2 (gene zrsr2). NCBI's taxonomy places the organism in Eukaryota, Metazoa, Chordata, Actinopteri, Cyprinodontiformes, Rivulidae. Gene Ontology annotation, cellular component: U2AF complex; spliceosomal complex. The coding region runs from base 232 to 1971 and encodes 579 amino acids. Gene Ontology annotation, molecular function: metal ion binding; pre-mRNA 3'-splice site binding. The record is from RefSeq and is a predicted model, not a curated record. Gene Ontology annotation, biological process: mRNA splicing, via spliceosome. The transcript is spliced from 11 exons.
ACUUUCUGUCACUUCCUGUUUCAAACACACGUUAACGUUUGGGUUAUAGUAAACAGAAAACAGUAGUUUUGCCUUUUUUCUUAAAAGGCUUUUUUGUUUUAUAAUUAAAUUUCAGAUGUUAACAGGGUUUAUUUUAUAGUUACUCGUUACAUUAUUAUGAUAAGGAUACAGAUUAGCUUGCUAACGUUAGACACAAACAAGCUAACUCGCUAGCCUCCGUUAGCUGUCAUCAUGGCCGCUUCCACUCCACUCGUCUCUGCUCCCGUUUUAAGUCAGAAACAACGCAGAGCUGCGCUAAGAAAAGAGAGAAGACGACGAAAACGCAGAGCUCUCGCUCAGGCCAGAGAAAGUGACUUGAACAAUGAGGUGGGAGAAGAAGAGGAUGCGAGUGAUGAAGAUGCUGAAAAUAAUGAUGCUACUGAGGAAGACAGACUGCGGGAACACGAGGAGUGGCUGGAACGAGAGCGGCUGGCCCAGGAGGAGUUCAGGCUGAGGACAGAGAGGGAAGAAGCUGCAAGGAAGAAAAAAGAGGAAGAGGAGCGUUUGAUAAAGGACGAAUGGGAGUCCCAGCAGAGGAGGGAACGAGAGGAGAAGGAGCAGAGGCAGCAGGAGAAGCGAGGCAGAGAGGAGGCCGUUCAGAAAAUGUUGGAUGAAGCUGAAAGUCAGCUUGAGAAAAGAGGGCCGUGGAUGAAUCCUGAGGCGCCCGCUGCCUCGAACUCGGAGAACUUUGGAACGGAGCGCGACGUGGCUAACUGUCCGUUUUUCCUCAAGACCGGAGCGUGCCGCUUCGGAGACAGAUGUUCUCGGAAGCACAUUUACCCCACGUCCAGCCCGACUCUGCUGAUCCGAGGGAUGUUCGUAACGUUUGGAAUGGAGGAGUCGCGGCGGGACGAUUACGACAUGGACGCCUGUUUGGAGCACAGCGAGGAGGACCUGCACGAGUCUUUCCUGGAGUUCUACCACGACGUUCUGCCCGAGUUCAAGAGCGUCGGCAAAGUGGUGCAGUUCAAGGUCUGCUGCAACCAUGAACCCCACCUGAGAGGAAACGUUUACAUUCAGUUUGCCACGGAGGAGCAGAGCAACGAAGCCUUCGUCAAGUUCAACGGGAGGUGGUACGCUGGCCGGCAGCUCCAGUGUGAGGCGUGUCCCGUCACGCGCUGGAAGAGCGCCAUAUGUGGACUUUAUGACAGAAAAAAGUGCCCCAAAGGGAAACACUGCAACUUUCUGCACGUGUUCCGAAAUCCUGGCAACGAGUUCUGGGAGGCCGACAGGGACCUUCAGCUGUCCCCCGUCCGCAGCGUCAGAGGGAGCUGGCGAGACGAGCGGCGCUCGGAGCGCUACAGCGAGCGGUCGUGGAGGCGGCGGCGCUACAGCAAGAGCCCAGAACAACGGGAACGGUCCCGAAGCAGACGAGCCGACGACGAGAGAAGCAGGAGCUCCCACAGGCACCGAGAGGACAGACGGACAUCCAGAUCGAGACACGGGGACAGGAGGACGGAAAGACGUCGGAGCAGAAGCUGGAGCGGAGACCGAGAGCAGCGCAGGCCGAGAAAUGGAAGCAGAGACAAAUAUAGAAACAGAAGUGAAGAGAAGGAACGAUCUGAAGACGAGGACACCGACGGAGAGGCACGGUCGAGAAGCGCGAGCAGAGAAAAGAAAAGGAAGAAACGAAGUCGAGACAAAAGCCCGGAGAAACCAGAGCAGAGUAAAACUGACGAAACAAACUCCCAGCGCCGUCACAAACGCUCUAAAAAAACCAAGAAGAGCAAAAAGAAACAGAAGAAGAAAAGCCGUUCUCCAAAUGUACCGACUUCAUCUGGAGAGUCAGAAAACGAGAGAGAAUCGGAGGAAGAGCCGGUAAAUAUUCCUGGAGACUCGAACAAACAGGAAUGUUUCAGCUCAGAGGUGAAGAGCGAACAAACGGAAACCAGGAGCGACUCGACAGAAAACGGAAACAUUCAUCCUUGUUAACUUCUCCACAGAUUAAAACUUGUCUGGACAAAUGAACUGGAAAUAAAAACCUUUAAUCUUUCGCCCACCCCACCAGAUUACUGUACAGGUUGUACAUCUACAAAUAAUCUUUUCAAUUAUUAGACGGAUCAAACGUUACCUUGGGUUGGCUUUUUGGGUUGUAAAAUU